This is a messenger RNA of Brenthis ino (lesser marbled fritillary), 648 nucleotides long. The record is from the annotation of a GenBank genome assembly. Lineage: Eukaryota; Metazoa; Arthropoda; Insecta; Lepidoptera; Nymphalidae.
AUGUUAUCCAGGAACGUCACCACGGAAAAUAAUAAGAAAGACGAAAAGCGACCUAAGCGAAAGAGGAUAUCCGAUAUGAGGGUUGAUAUCAGAGGGCUAAAGUGUGCCACCGCACUUCGUGCUGGAGUCAAAGCUGCCAUGUACGAAAGUAGCUGCUCCUACGGCGGAGCUCUUGAACUCAAAAGAAGUGCAUUGAAAGAAGAUCCUUGGCCUUCAACAGAAUGGCCGCCAUACCGCUUACACCAAUCUACAUUCGAACAAUUGAAACAAAGUGUAGAAAAGGCAAAGGCAGCUCUUCAAGACAGAUCAGGUUUAUUGGGCACAGCAACAGCGUUCGGUGACUUUUAUGGGGGUCAAUUAGGACAAGAGACGACAAGUUCAACUCUAGGUUUCGGCAGAGCAACGAGAACAGAUGAUUCUAUGAUAACUUCUAUAGAUAAAAACAAAGGACUAGGUUCAGAGAAGAUAUCGAGUGGAUUAACGAAAGCUUAUUCGUCUUCUUCCACUCUGUCGGAUACGCUGAGAGCAUCGAAAUGUUCAGGUCAACAACCUACUAGAUAUCAAGCUUAUAAACUAAUAGCUUUGAUCCCCUUUAACCCUCCCCAAGCCGACUUUAUUGCCCGAGACAGAGUUAACAAAAUUAAUGGC